UCUUCGUGUCCCAGCGCGGGCGGGCGUCGGCGGUUCCUCUGGACUACAGGUUCCAGAAGUCCUAUGCAGAAGUGCUUCCCUCUCUCAUUUCCAGGACCACAAUUCCCAGAGACUUCGGCUUCACGGCGUUUCUCUUUUUGCCCGAUCUCUCCUGGAGCUGGCUGGGCUUCGGCCGGCUAGAGGCCCACAGCAACGACGUGAUUCGUCGUGAGCGGGUCCCAGGGUUUCCUCGGCGGCCUUUUUUUCUCUCCCCUCGGUCGUCCCCGUUGCAGGCUGUCGCGGCUGGCCUGAGCGGUGACCUGGCGGGUCGCGCCUGCGCUCUGCCCUGUUUCCUGCCUGGCUGGUGGCGGCGGCCAUUUUGUUCAUCCUCCUCCUCCUCCUGCUCCUCCUGGUUGGAGCGCAGUGUCCGGAGCGGGCUGGGGGGAGAGAGCCCGAGAGCAGGGUUCGGUACCUUUUCCUCUGUCCCCAGCCGGUGCCCAGAGCCCCCCUCCCCUUCCUCCCCACCCCCUCCCCUCCCCAGCCCUGCCCUCCCCCUUGUCCCGGGAUCGCUCCGUCGCACCCACCAUGAUGGAAGACGACGGGCAGCCCCGGACUCUAUACGUAGGUAACCUUUCCAGAGAUGUGACAGAAGUCCUUAUACUUCAGUUGUUCAGUCAGAUUGGACCCUGUAAAAGCUGUAAAAUGAUAACAGAGCAACCCGAUAGCAGAAGGGUCAACUCUUCUGUUGGAUUUUCUGUUUUGCAGCAUACAAGCAAUGACCCAUAUUGCUUUGUGGAAUUUUAUGAACACAGAGAUGCAGCUGCUGCAUUAGCUGCUAUGAAUGGGAGAAAAAUUUUGGGAAAGGAGGUCAAAGUAAACUGGGCAACCACACCAAGUAGCCAGAAAAAAGAUACUUCCAAUCACUUCCAUGUGUUUGUUGGGGAUUUGAGUCCAGAAAUUACAACAGAAGAUAUCAAAUCAGCAUUUGCCCCCUUUGGUAAAAUAUCCUGCCCAAACUCCAAAAUGAUGGUAGAGAAUUGACCAAGAAAAAUAAAGAAAUCUGUUAACAGGCCAUGGAUGCCCGGGUAGUUAAAGACAUGGCAACUGGAAAAUCCAAAGGCUAUGGUUUUGUAUCUUUUUAUAACAAACUGGAUGCAGAAAAUGCGAUUGUGCAUAUGGGAGGUCAGUGGUUGGGUGGUCGUCAAAUCCGAACCAACUGGGCCACACGUAAACCACCUGCACCUAAAAGUACACAAGAAAACAACACUAAGCAGUUGAGAUUUGAAGAUGUAGUAAACCAGUCAAGUCCAAAAAAUUGUACUGUGUACUGUGGAGGAAUUGCGUCUGGGUUAACAGAUCAGCUUAUGAGACAGACAUUCUCACCAUUUGGACAAAUUAUGGAAAUAAGAGUUUUCCCAGAAAAGGGCUAUUCAUUUGUCAGAUUUUCAACCCAUGAAAGUGCAGCCCAUGCCAUUGUUUCGGUGAACGGUACUACGAUUGAAGGACAUGUGGUUAAAUGCUAUUGGGGUAAAGAAUCUCCUGAUAUGACUAAAAACUUCCAACAGGUCGACUAUAGUCAGUGGGGCCAAUGGAGCCAAGUGUAUGGAAACCCACAACAGUAUGGACAAUAUAUGGCAAAUGGGUGGCAAGUACCGCCUUACGGAGUAUACGGGCAACCAUGGAAUCAACAAGGAUUUGGAGUAGAUCAAUCACCUUCUGCUGCUUGGAUGGGUGGAUUUGGUGCUCAGCCUCCCCAAGGACAAGCUCCUCCCCCUGUAAUACCUCCUCCUAACCAAGCUGGAUAUGGUAUGGCAAGUUACCAAACACAGUGAGCCGGGACUCUUAAAAAAAAUUGUAAUUCAUGAUAGGCUUCGAUUUCCUGUGACACUUUGAAGACAUGAAAGUAGACAUCGGAAAAUGAAAAUAUUUAUUUUAAAAAUUGAAAUGUUUGGAACCUUUAGCACAGAUUUGCUUUGGUGAAGGACACAUGUCUUCUAGUUCUGCCUUUUUAAGUUUUUGUUCAUGAUGGAUAUGAACAUGAUUUUUCUUUGUGUACAAAAACUAAAAUAAAGUCAAUAAAGACAAUUCUGACUACAAAUUUUGAUAUAAUAGGAAAAAUGGCUAAUACAUUUUGAUUCUUAGAUACUAUUCCAUUUUUAUCUUGCUGUUCAGUAUUUUAACUCACUGUGUUUUUAAAAGAGCAAAAAAGGGAGGAUCGUGAAAACCUGGGAAUCACAUAUAAGUUCAUCUUGAAUCCUGAUACUCCCCUCCCCUUCCCUGAGGUGGACCACAUUUGAAGUCAGCAGAGAAAAAGUGUGAUAUUCAGAAGAAAUGCGUGAUUUUGGAGUCGCUUUGGAGGAAAUAUUUUCUUUCUCUAUGCCUAAAGAAACUGAAGCCAGACUGAAGUUUUGCACCCUAAAAAGGAACAGCAUUGUUUGAGUUACUUGAGCAAAUGUCGGUGGUCCACGUUAAACAUAUUUUUAAAACUUCCAAAAGUGUCGAUUAUUAAAAUUGUAGUAUAUUACAUUUCAUUUUGGGGGGAAAUUCCAAGUAUGGUGUUUGUAUUAAAGUCAGACAGUCAUACUUGUGCUUUUACAUGAAGUUUAAAUGAUACACAUUGUAAAUAUUCAAUAACUACAGUGUUUAAAAAGCAUGCUUCAACAUAGAAGUAGCAGCAAUGUAAUUAUUUGAAGUAACACUUAACACACUCCACUGCAUUGAAUGCAGUGGAUUGAUCAGAAUGUUGACUGACAUUUCCAAGGUUGGCUACUAUGUAAAAUUAAAAUUACACAAAUUGUGCAGAAAAA
This is a messenger RNA of Rhinopithecus roxellana (golden snub-nosed monkey), 2786 nucleotides long. RefSeq names its product TIA1 cytotoxic granule associated RNA binding protein like 1 (gene TIAL1). Gene Ontology annotation, cellular component: cytosol. The coding region runs from base 1053 to 1811 and encodes 252 amino acids. The record is from RefSeq and is a predicted model, not a curated record. The transcript has 13 exons. Gene Ontology annotation, molecular function: DNA binding; mRNA binding. Lineage: Eukaryota; Metazoa; Chordata; Mammalia; Primates; Cercopithecidae.